Molecule: messenger RNA, 1583 nt
Organism: Nicotiana tabacum (common tobacco)
Lineage: Eukaryota; Viridiplantae; Streptophyta; Magnoliopsida; Solanales; Solanaceae
Source: RefSeq, a predicted model, not a curated record
CAUCCAAAAAAUCAUGUUUUAGAAAAAGAGAAGAAAUCUAUGUCCAAAUUUAGAUGUGGAAAGGAAAAGGGUGAAAAUUUUUGUUGUGAAAAGGAAGUAUUACCAUGGGCAGGUUUUAAGGUCAACAAAGCAUUUCAGAUAAAAAGGUGAUAAUAUUUUAUUCCAGAAUUUUGUUUAGCUCAAAGAAUAUCACAGUAACAAAAGGUAGAAUUUUUUUCCAGCAAAGAGGAAAAGUUAGAUUCUUUGAUUCCUCCUUUUACAGCCUUUCAUCUAUUUUGCAUAUUCUCAUUGUCAAAAACUCCAUUUUUGAAGCUGCAGUACAAUAGUCUUUUCAGAGUAAGAAAAGAAAGUAAGGAAAACAUGGAAAUCUUGAUCAAGAAAGUUCAUUUUAUAGUCUUUUUCCUUUCUUUGAACUUUUACAUGUCUCAAGAAGCACAAGCAGCAAAAAACUACUGUGGUAAUAUUAGAAUUGAAGAGCCCUUUGUUUCUCAAAACUCAACAGAUUCAUCUUUCUUGAAAAAUAUGGUCUAUUGUAGAUCAGAGAUUUUAUACUAUAGAACUUCUCUUGGCCUAUUCCAAGUUUCUUCAAUUGAUUACAAAAAUAAAGUGCUUACUCUUUCUCAUAGUUCUUGUUCUACUUCAUCUCAUUAUGUAUCUCCAAAAGAUUUAUCUUUUGGAUUUCCUCCUCCCCCUAAGCCUAACUCAUUACUCCUAUUCAACUGCUUAAAUCCUAAGGGAAAUACAUCAACUUUUCAAAAUUGUCCUUACUUGAAAAAUGAGAAAGAUUCUUCUUUAAAGUUGUGUAAAGAAGGUCUAAUAACACAAAGGUCAUCUUCUUGUUUGAUGGUUGAUGAUGUUCAAGAUUUGGGAAAUGAGUUUCAUCCUAAAGAUUUGAACUGUUCACAUUAUAGAAGAGUUUAUAAAAGCAAUUCUCAAGAUGGGAAAAGUGAGAAACUUGAGUUAGGGACAAGGAUAUCUUGGGAUAUUGACCAUGUACCAAAUCCUUGUGAUGAGUGUAGAAAGCCUUAUGGUAAUUGUGGAGUUGGAUUGAGAUGUCUUUGCCAUGUAACCCAAUGUAGGGUAGAGGUUUCUGCUGGUCUAAUUCCAAAACCUAGUGGUAUUAUGCUCUUCUCUUUGCUUUGCUUAAUUGUUGUAAUGGAUCUUCUCGAGUCAGUCGUGGCGUAAUUGGUAAAGUUGCUGCCAUGUGAUUAGGAGGUCACGGAUUCGAGUCGUGGAAACAGUUUUUUGCAGAAAUGCAAAUUAAGACUGUGUACAAUAGGCCCUUAUGGUCUGACUCUUUCCGAAUUCUGCGCAUAGCGGAAGCUUAAUAUACUAGGCUGCCUUCUUUGAUUUUUGGAUCUUCUUGAAGUGGUUUUAAGAUAACUAAGUUCUUUCCUUUGUUGCAAAAACAAGAUGUAUUUAAUUUACUUUCAUUUCCAAAGAAUGAGAAUUUGUAAUGAACAAUAUAUUUGAGGAUGUACAUUGUACUAUAUGACAUUGUGCAAUCAUUUUGUACUAAAAAGGGGAUGGAGAUUUCCUGGAUAAUACUUUAUCAAUAUAUGUCUACUGAAAAUUACUAGUGG